This is a messenger RNA of Colossoma macropomum (tambaqui), 3796 nucleotides long. It is a transcript of the gene slc26a10, whose product is annotated as solute carrier family 26 member 10. Gene Ontology annotation, molecular function: chloride transmembrane transporter activity; sulfate transmembrane transporter activity; bicarbonate transmembrane transporter activity. Gene Ontology annotation, biological process: transmembrane transport. The transcript is spliced from 18 exons. The record is from RefSeq and is a predicted model, not a curated record. Gene Ontology annotation, cellular component: membrane. Bases 380 to 2452 code for a protein of 690 amino acids. Lineage: Eukaryota; Metazoa; Chordata; Actinopteri; Characiformes; Serrasalmidae.
GUGUAUGUGUCUGCAUGUGUUGAAGAUGAGGACUGAAUAUGCAUGUCACUUUCAUUGUUUGCCUUGUAAGAACCCUUUCGCAGUAGGACCCAGAAGAUUGUUCCCAUCCAUCAGCACUGGACAAGUACACCUUUAUGGGGUCUCUGCCAAAACUAGGAUGUAAAAAAGGCUCCACAAAGUAGUUCUUCUCAGUUACAGAAAAAAAGCCUCCUGUCAAUUGGCUCCAGGCAUCUGAUAGGAAAACACAAUGGUUCCUGAUGUCAGACUUCUGACAGCUAUAUAUGAAUGGCCAGGUAGCACAUCCUUACUGCUCUGAAGCCUCCACACUCUGGAUAUACAGUCAUUUCAACGCAACGAGGCAUUUUUUUAAGGGGACACAAUGAGCACAUCUGUGGCUGUGUACAGGAAUAUAUACACAGAGGACCGUUUCAGGCAAACCUUCGGUACGGAGGCUAAGCCGAGUGGAAAAACUCGCCUCAGAGAGACGCUUUCCAAACCGUGCAGGUGUUCCCGGGAGACGUGCCUUCACCUGUUGAAAGAACGAGUGCCCAUUUUCAGCUGGCUGCCAAAAUACAGACUCAGGAAAUGGAUUUUAGGAGAUACUGUGGCGGGGUUGACCGUUGGUAUACUCCACAUUCCCCAAGGAAUGGCUUUUGCGUUGUUGACAUCAGUGGCUCCAAUCUAUGGCCUUUACACAUCAUUCUUCCCUGUGGUGCUCUACAUGCUCUUCGGGACGGGACGCCAUGUCUCCACAGGUACUUUUGCUGUGGUGAGUCUGAUGACUGGCUCGGUGGUCGAGCAGCUGGUGCCCACUCCUCCUGCUCUGAACUCCAGUAGCAUAGAAGCUGGGGAGCUGGAAGCACAGAGGAUUGGGGUGGCGUCGGCUAUAGCGUUUCUUUCAGGAGUGAUGAUGCUCUGCAUGUUUGGUCUGCAGUUGGGCUUCCUUUCCACAUACCUAUCCGAGCCCAUUGUUAAGGCCUUCACCAGUGCAGCCGCCUUUCAUGUGACUAUCUCGCAGCUGCAGAGCAUGCUGGGAUUACGGCUUCCUCGCUACACGGGCACCUUCUCUCUCUUUAAGACUCUGGCCUCAGUGUUGGAGAACCUACCCCACACUAACCUGGCUGAGCUGCUGAUCUCUCUCCUGUGCCUAGCUGUGCUCAUUCCAAUUAAAGAAGUGAACACACGCUUUCGACAGCGCCUGCGCACACCCAUUCCUGUGGAGAUUCUCACAGUAAUAAUUGCCACAGGAGUUGCUUAUGCCACCUCUCUCGAUUCCACAUACGAUGUACAGAUAGUGGGUCAUAUUCCAGCAGGUUUCCCUCGGCCUCGGUUGCCUGCUUUGCAGACAGUGCCAGAUAUAGCUGGUGACACAGUUGCCAUCACGUUUGUAGGCUAUGCUGUGUCUGUGUCACUAGCAAUGAUAUAUGCUGAUAAGCAUGGCUAUUCUAUUCACCCUAAUCAGGAGUUGCUGGCACAUGGGAUUUCCAACACAGUGUCUUCUCUCUUUACCUGCUUUCCCAGUUCAGCCACACUGGCAACCACUAACAUUCUGGAGAGUGCUGGGGGAUACACACAGCUUUCAGGCCUGUUUACAAGUCUGGUGGUGCUGGUGGUGCUACUGCUCAUCGGUCCUCUGUUCUACUUCUUACCCAAGGCUGUCCUUGCAUGUAUAAAUGUGACCAGCUUGAGGCAAAUGUUCCUCCAGUUCCAGGAUCUUCCAGACCUUUGGAGAGUUAGCAGGAUUGACUUUAUGGUGUGGCUAGUGACCUGGCUGUCCGUGGUGGUGCUCAAUGUGGACCUGGGUCUGGCCAUUGGAGUGGUUUUCUCCAUGAUGACUGUUGUUUGUCGCACGCAGAGGGCUGGCUGCUCAGUUCUGGGCAGGGCAUCCAAUACAGAGAUCUACAGGCCCAUCGACAACCACAAUAAGUGUUAUGAAGUCCCUGGAGUGAAGAUCCUGACCUACAAUGGGCCUAUCUACUAUGGCAAUCGCAGUUUCUUUAAGGCAGAUGUGAACCAGCUGCUGGGCCUCACCCCUGAGCGUAUCCGGUGCCGCGAGAAGGCCAGGAAGGCCCUGGAAAAGAGAGAGAGAGAAGCCAUCAGUACAGUGGAAAGAGAAGUAGCAAACACAUCAUUUUCCUCUGAGAAUUCUGACUUUUUCAAAUCAGAAAUGUCUGAGAAUGAAGUCCAGGCAGUACUAAUCGAUUGCAGCAGUGUUAUUUUUGUGGAUGUUGCAGGGGCCAAGCUAUUCAUACAGAUGUGUGUUGAAUGUCAGAAGAUGGGAGUGAGGAUACACUUAGCAAAUUGCAAUGAGAGUGUGUUGAAGAUUCUCACAUCAAGUGGCCUGAUGAACUACAUGAACCCACAGCACAUCUUUGUCACAGUCCAUGAUGCUGUAGUCUACAUUCAGCAGCAGAGGGAGAAGCCUUCAGAAAACACCAUGAUUUGGGUGUGAAUGCCUAAAUCGUCACUGAAUGGAGUGAAUCCAGACUUCAAUUUAACACUCUGUCCAAGAGCUUUGGAUUUGGAAACUCCAUUUCGGAUAGCCACUAUGAUUUUUAGCUGUUUCUAUCUUAAAUAGAAAUAUUACUUUAGAGCAUACAGCUGCCGUUAAAAUACACUUUAGCUUCCAGUGGGGAACCGUCAGAGCCUUCUAGGCCUUCUGAGAAGGCCUAAUAAUUUCUGUGAAAUAAAAAUAUGUUUGUAAUUUUUAAUUCAUUUUUUAUAAUACAGUCAUCAUGCUUGUUGUAUUUAAACUCUACAAGUGUUGUAGUAGUACCUUUAUUUUCAUAUUUUGACUGGAAACAAAGGGGUUAAUUUCUUGAAACGCCCAAUGGAAAAUGAUCCAAUCAGGAUUUUUUCUCUGUGGUAUCCAGGCAGAUACGGCUAAUCGAGUUCUCCCAUUGCUUAGGAUUUCAGGAGCUUAACUGAAGGUCUGUGCUGUCAGAUUAACAACUAAUAUAAUUUCGAUUUAGAAAGGGUGGAUCCCAGGUUUCCUGGAAGUCCUAAAUAUGUUUGUCAAUUAUUAGAAAUGGAAAAUAGUAUCAGCUCUAUGCCAAGAAUUUUUACUAAAGGAUUCAUUGUGAAACUGCUACAUACAAAGUAUAAUAUAUAUUAAUGUUUGUUACAAGUUUCAGAUAAAACAUGGAAAGUCUUUUAACAAACUUCAAUAUACAUGUUUAAUCUAACAGCCAAAAAAAUGAAUGUGAAUUGCUGUUUGCUUAGUGCUAAAAUAUUACUAGAAUCCCAUAUGGGUGCCAAAUGUUGAAGUUAAUGAGCUGAAUUGAAGGCUUAGCUCUUAUAGUCACGGUUCGCCACUGGUAGCUUCACAGUUGGUUUGUUCAGACUCUUAUACUUGAUGGAAAGCCAUGCAUUGAAACUCACUUUGAUGCUGGUGGGAGCUAAUGAAGUUUUGCACUAUUGCCCCAAGUCUGUAUGAAGCACAAAUACAAACACAUCCUGAAAUACACAACUACUGUAUAUACUCAUGUACACCAGAACAUGCACAGGCAUUCAUGUGCACACACAGAUCAUCGAUCUGUGCCUGUAUGGUUUUUAGUUUUCAUAUUUAGCCCUAUAAUUCUGUUGUUUCUUAUGUUUGAAUGCUGGAAAAAUCAUGAUCAUUACUUAGGAGUAUUUAUUUAUUUCUGUUUCAUAAUGUUAUGUGUAAUUGAUCAUAAAUAUGUGAAGAAAGAUGCACUGAAUGUCCAAAAUAUAUUUGAAUGGAAUGAUACCCUUCACUAUCAAUGGGCCUCAUUCAGCAAUAUCUUCCUAAGAUUUUUUUUACAUUUGUACUUGA